AUGGCCAUGGCUCAGCAAGUCCGCCUCCCAGCGCAGCCGCCGCCCGCGACGUGCAGGGGCGUCUUUCUGAAGGAUGAAAGAGACGCAAAAACCGUGCUCUAUGCUGUCUGCAUGGGGAUGUUGCCCAUCAUUCAUCGCCGCCUGGACGACUAUGGUAGACGAGCCGUUCGCGCGGGGGACGUCUAUGUCUUCGAGCCCAAGUCUGCAGUUGCGGAGCCUAAUGGCAUCGAGCGUUGGACUGAUGGCGUAAGCUGGAACCCAUCCAAGAACAAAGACUAUUUUCUAUACUACGACGAAAAAGCGCGGCAGCUACCCGCGGUCGAGUCUGGCGAGCGACACUACUACCUCCUCAAGCGUACCUACGCUGCAACGGUAACCCCGCAACCCGGGGCUGUCCCACGCGAACUGCACCUCGUCUGGUACGCCGCAAGGGACGACGCGCAUAAUCAUGGGCUUGUCCAUAUCCGCAAGGUCUUCCAGGACACGCACCCGAGCUUGGCGCACCCACCGGCCGACAUCGACCUGCUCUGUAUCCCCAAGCGCAACGUCCGACGCGCGACUGACCGCCAACGCAGGGAGCGGAGGCGUACGCUGCCCGGAUCCGAGGACGGGCCUUUGAAUGGCGAGCAGGGCUUCGCGGGACCGGUAUUGCUGUCGCACACCCGGCCCAGCAUCGACGCGAUCGCAACGGACGCGCCGAUGAGCUCGCCUCCCGGCCUUUUCCUGCCCAUCCAGACGACGCCCCGGCGACCGGCUGGCUAUUUACCUCCUCUCGCGCCGAUGACGCCAGCAUGGGAGAGGGAGGAAUCCAUGUUCACGCGACGCGAGCUCGAAGGCCCCUCGCGGGUCACGCCGCAACGCCGCACACUCACGCUCUCAAUGGGCACACAUCCCGGAGAGUCUCCUCUUUCCCAGCCUCCCGCGUACCAUCAGCCGCCCGGGCUGCGCCCACUGUCAUCCUGCUCGUCGUCGUCGUCGUCCAGCCCUGGGUCCGAUGCAGACGAUGCGCUUCCGGAGCGCAUGCGAGGCGACGUCCCGCCAUCUCAAUGGCAACCGCUGUUCGGCAGCCAGGGCGUCAACGUCGGUGGCACGACGGCGCGACCGACGUUCUACAUCCCGCUUCCGCCUCUCAAGUCGUCGUCCUGCUUUGGCGAAUCGGGCGCGAUCCUUCCAGACGUCCAGGACAUGCCCGUGGUCGAGCACUACCAGAAGCGCGACGAGAGCGACGAUCGCAUGCUUCAGCAACUCGAGAAGUACUUCCAUAUCUAG
This is a messenger RNA of Schizophyllum commune H4-8, 1269 nucleotides long. RefSeq lists its product as uncharacterized. The coding region runs from base 1 to 1269 and encodes 422 amino acids. Gene Ontology annotation, molecular function: DNA binding. The transcript has 5 exons. NCBI's taxonomy places the organism in Eukaryota, Fungi, Basidiomycota, Agaricomycetes, Agaricales, Schizophyllaceae. The record is from RefSeq and is a predicted model, not a curated record.